UGAACUUGGCGCAAAAUAUAUGCCUUCUCUCGUAGAGAAAUUUCGAACCUCUGACGUUCCUUGGGGCUCAGCAGCUGUAAUUCUGAACGUGAUCAGCUUUACGUUUGCAUUCCGUGAUUCCUUACAUCCUUGGCGCGUUUUUUGACGCGUUUUCUGGAAUUUGACAGACCCUACUUUGUUCGAUUUUUGCAACACUCGGCCGGCCAGGGUCUAUCUGCAGUACAAGGCAAACGCAUGAUCGUAUCCAGGAACAGCUUCAAUCCGAGUACUCAGUCUCUCCAAGUCAUUGCUGAAGUUUGCCAGUUCUUGGCGACACUUCUUGUUCUCGAGGGCACGGAAAAGAUUACUGAAGAUGAGAAGAAAAGCCUUAAAACGAUGCUCUCAGGGCGGCUUCGCGGUAUGCCUCCUGUAUUUGCCAGCGAGACUUGCGAAAGGUGUUUGAACCUUUUAAGCCCCGACGAGGAGUCUCGAUUCAUGGCAAAUUCGGUCGAAGGUAUGCUCGAGAAGGCCUUGAGGCAGUGCGGGGGAGCUGGUUGUGAUCGUGAGACCCAAAGCGAUGGUUCUGCUCUCAUGCAAUGCGGAAGGUGCAAGUGUGCCGUUUACUGCGGAACGCAGCACCAGAAGCAAGCCUGGUCAAUGCACAAGUCUAUAUGCUUUCUCUCGUCCUUCUAGCAGCUGAUUCGAAGAGCAUUACUUAGGAAGCCGCGCCGCCGGAUCCGAGUCCCGCAGAGAAAAUAGCACUGGAAAACUGCGUCUAUUCAAAAGUACCCCUCUUUAGAACAAACUUUACAAUCAUAUGGUGCUGCUACUGUAUUUACGCGGUGUUGCCGCGCCGGCCGCUGAUCUAGUAUUAUCCCUAGACAUGGCUGGAUAGUGGUAUUUAGUUUGUUUGCCA
Messenger RNA from Guyanagaster necrorhizus, 895 nucleotides. RefSeq lists its product as uncharacterized. NCBI's taxonomy places the organism in Eukaryota, Fungi, Basidiomycota, Agaricomycetes, Agaricales, Physalacriaceae. The transcript has 4 exons. The record is from RefSeq and is a predicted model, not a curated record. Bases 235 to 672 code for a protein of 145 amino acids.